AUGGCAAACAGGGGUAGUGGGAAUAUGAAGGGAAAUGAAGGGGCCUACCCCCCAAAUUACUACCACCCAGCGCAAGCAAUGCAACCAGGAAUAUACGGAAUGAAUAAGGGCAAUAUGGGUGGGCCUCCUUUGAGUGAUAAUAUGUACGGAGAUGGAAGCACCCCCAAUACGUAUUUAAGUAAUCAAGGUCAGUACAGAGGGGUGGCAAGUCAGUUCGUGCCAAUAAUGAACAAUAACAAUACAUUAAAACCAGGAGGAAAUGUCCUAGGGUAUGACAACACAGGAGGUGGACAUGUAAAUAGUGUGCAGCCAAUAAUGAGCGAUUCGUAUCAGGAAUUUUUACAAUUUAAUGCCUUUUCCCAUUUUGUUAAAAGCUCGGUAAGUUACAUGCCAGCCAAUACGACCCUAAAACAGAAGGCGCAUGUACCCCUAGGGUUUAUAAUACAACCAUUAGCCCCCAUUCCAGAUGGGUACCCAGAGUUAGCAUCCGUCAAUUUUGGAAAUUCAACAGUUGUAAGAUGUAAAAAAUGUAGGACGUAUAUUAAUCCCUUUGUGAGAUUCGAAGGAGGAGGGAAGAAAUGGAAUUGUAACAUGUGUUACCAUGUGAAUGACACUCCUCAGUUUUAUUUCACUCCUUUGGAUGAGAAAGGAAAAAGGAAGGACCUUUUCCAAAGGCCAGAAUUAUGCACAGGUAGUGUGGAAUUCAUCGCGCCAAGUGAUUAUAUGAUAAGACCUCCACAGCCACCCGUCUAUUUAUUCCUCAUCGAUGUGACAGUGACAUCGGUUAACUCAGGUCUACUCGAUGUGGUAUGCAGCACAAUUAAGAAGUUACUACCAAAGAACAACACUGCAAGCGGUAAUGAUAACAGCGGUGGAGAUAUGAAUGGAAAAAAACCUUUCGACACGAGAACACUGAUAGGAAUCAUGACAUUCGAUUCAACGGUCCAUUUUUAUAACCUAAACUCCAAUUUGAAGCAAACACAAAUGAUGGUCGUGCCAGAUAUACAGGAUAUUUUCAUCCCCUUGCCGGAAGAUAUUUUGGUCAACGUACAUGAGUGUCAAAAUGUGAUCGAUGUUUUGUUAGAUAAUUUACCAAAUAUGUGGAGGAAUAACAAAAUGGCUGAUUGUUGUGCAGGCAAUGCGUUAAAAGCAGCAAUUAUGGUAUUAAAAAAAGUAGGGGGAAAACUGGUAUUUUUUUUAUCCUCUGCACCUAAUAUUGGGGACUUAACAGUUAGUGUGAAUAGAGAGACAAAGGAGAAGAGUAGCAGUUACAAAAACAUUUACAGCUCAGGUAGUUCCAGCAAUAAUGUGGUGGAUUCAAAAGUGAAGGAAAUAGAAAUGUUAACUCCUUUUAAUAAUAUGUAUACAGAGUUGGCACAGAGCAUUACACAAUACCAGAUAGCUGUAGAUUUGUUUGCCUGCCCUUUGUACAACCUAGACUUAGCAACCAUCUACCCUUUAGUAAAGAAUUCUGGAGGAUCUCUUUAUUACUAUCCCCAGUUUAAUGUACAUCAAUAUAGCGACAAACUGAGGGAGGAGCUCCUAUUCGCAUUGACCACAGAAACAGCAUGGGAAUCAGUAAUGAGAAUAAGGAUAAGUAGAGGAUGGAAAAUUACCAACUGGUAUGGGAACUUCCAAUUUAGGGGAGUGGACUUAUUAGCCCUACCCAAUUGUCACUCAAGUCAAAAUUUUAGCAUCAUUGUCGAUUUGGAAGAAAACGUAGUACAAGACUCUGUGGUUUAUGUGCAAUCUGCUUUGUUGUAUACAAAUUCGAAUGGGGAAAGGAGAAUAAGGUUACAUACCUAUGCCCUACCUGUCACUCAGAAUAUUAAGACGAUUACAGAUUCUAUUAACCCUCAAGUUGUUGUGUCUUUACUUUCUCAUCAAGCUAUUGAUAUUUGUAAAAAAGGAAAAAUUGCAGAUGGGAGAAAUUUAAUUCAGACUCUAUGUUCACAAGUUUUAUCUUCCCAGUUACUCCUUUCCGAAACGGCUAGGCUUUUAUCCAUCUACGUUUUAGGCAUGCUUAAGUCGGUUGCUUUUAGGGACAGUGGGGAUGUUCCACCUGAUCUCCGAAUCUAUCACUGGUCUAGGGUACAAAAUAUUCCGGUCGAUUCUGUGGAGGCUUAUUUUUACCCUAGAAUGUUUUCUUUGCACAAUUUGGAGAAGCAUCACGGGAAUUAUGAUGACAAUAAUGCUAUUAUGUUUCCUGACACCAUGAGUUUGACUUGCGAGAAUAUGACUCAGGACGGUUGCUACAUUUGGGUCUACGAAGUCUUCGGAGUCCAGUCACUGGAGCAGUUAAAUUCGGAAUACGCAGAAAAUCAUUUAGGAACCAGCGGAAGCCCCAGCGGCGUACAAAUUCUGAACAUAAUUAACGCCUUGAGGAAAAUAAGAACUCCGUCCUACAUGAGGCUGUUAGUUGUAAAGCAAGGAGACCCCCUGGAAUAUAAAUUUUUCGCGUGCCUAAUUGAGGACAGGUCCCAACACAUGAUGAUGUCUUUAAAAGAAUUUUUAGCAAAAAUUUGCCCGAAAUACCCGCAGUUUGUUCCGUCUUUGAAUAAUCCCCACGCAGCAACCCUGGGUCAAUUUAUUUUAAAUAUGAUUGUAGAGGUU
Molecule: messenger RNA, 2613 nt
Organism: Plasmodium cynomolgi strain B
Lineage: Eukaryota; Apicomplexa; Aconoidasida; Haemosporida; Plasmodiidae
Product: transport protein Sec24
Exons: 6
Biological process (GO): intracellular protein transport; COPII-coated vesicle cargo loading; endoplasmic reticulum to Golgi vesicle-mediated transport
Cellular component (GO): COPII vesicle coat; endoplasmic reticulum exit site
Molecular function (GO): zinc ion binding; SNARE binding
Source: RefSeq, a predicted model, not a curated record